AUGUUUUUUAGAAUAACCUCUUAUUACAGAGGAAUUAAUGAAAUUAAAGGAAAAGCUUUAGUUAAUAGAAAAAGAUUCGCAUAAAUUUAAAGAGAUAAAAGUAAUUAAUAUUGUUUUUUAAGCUAGCAAGGUCGGUAUUUCCCUUCUAUUUUUUUCUUAUGAUUUUAAAGUAGAAACUUUUCAAAAUUAUCCAAAUGGCUGUAAAUUUUAUAGGAUUAAUUAAUAAAACUAGAAGUGGUAAAGGAAAAUAUAUCUGCUAUUAUUCUAAGAGAAUUUUUGGGUGGUAAUUUCAAUGGAUAUGGGUGAAUGACUUUUGA
Messenger RNA from Paramecium primaurelia, 317 nucleotides. NCBI's taxonomy places the organism in Eukaryota, Ciliophora, Oligohymenophorea, Peniculida, Parameciidae. The record is from the annotation of a GenBank genome assembly.